AUGAUCGAUAUCAAAAGCUCGCCCGAUUAUCUGAAUCGGUCCUCCGGUGGAUCAUUCGGUAACUUUUCAAUGUUAUUUGCUGACUCUUCGUACAAAUCGUCAUGGGGCUCACACAGCUCGUCCCAGAGUCAAGAUCCAUAUCAGAUGUUUGGACCCACUAGCAGUAGGUUAGCGAGUUCUGGUUCCGGACAGAUUCAGCUAUGGCAGUUCCUGCUCGAGCUGCUCAGCGAUUCUACCAACGCCACCUGCAUCACCUGGGAAGGUACGAACGGUGAGUUUAAGCUGACCGAUCCGGACGAGGUGGCCAGACGCUGGGGUGAACGAAAGUCGAAACCAAACAUGAACUACGACAAACUCAGCCGAGCGUUAAGAUAUUACUACGAUAAGAACAUUAUGACGAAGGUGCACGGCAAGCGUUACGCCUACAAGUUCGACUUCCAGGGUCUGGCGGCCGCGACCCAGCCCCAGACGGAUCCGACCUACAAGUACCAGAGCGACCUGUUCAUGUCGCCGUACCAUCACGGGGCCAAGCUGAGUUCGUUCAUGAGUCCCCAUCACAGCAUGACGUCAUCUUCCGCCUCCAUCUUUCCAUCGGCCGCCUCGUGGGGUAACUGGGGCAGUCCGGCGACGAACCUAUACCCGUCGCACACGAUGAGCCACGUGACGCCAUCGCACGUCGCGCCACAUCUGGGCUCGUAUCCGCACUACGCAUGA
Molecule: messenger RNA, 714 nt
Organism: Anopheles moucheti
Lineage: Eukaryota; Metazoa; Arthropoda; Insecta; Diptera; Culicidae
Product: DNA-binding protein D-ETS-3-like
Exons: 6
Coding region: 1-714 (237 amino acids)
Biological process (GO): cell differentiation; regulation of transcription by RNA polymerase II
Cellular component (GO): nucleus
Molecular function (GO): DNA-binding transcription factor activity, RNA polymerase II-specific; sequence-specific DNA binding
Source: RefSeq, a predicted model, not a curated record